Messenger RNA from Podarcis raffonei (Aeolian wall lizard), 2047 nucleotides. It is a transcript of the gene ASB10, whose product is annotated as ankyrin repeat and SOCS box containing 10. Gene Ontology annotation, molecular function: transmembrane transporter binding. Gene Ontology annotation, biological process: neuronal action potential; negative regulation of delayed rectifier potassium channel activity; intracellular signal transduction. NCBI's taxonomy places the organism in Eukaryota, Metazoa, Chordata, Lepidosauria, Squamata, Lacertidae. Gene Ontology annotation, cellular component: nucleus; axon initial segment; membrane. The record is from RefSeq and is a predicted model, not a curated record. The transcript is spliced from 5 exons. Bases 287 to 1666 code for a protein of 459 amino acids.
UUUCGGUAAGGCACUCUGCACAUGCUUGCAAACAUUCGGAAUCUCCCCAGGUCUGCCACAAAACACCUCCCUUGUCUCAAAUGCUGAAAUGUAUUUUGGGAGCUGAUGAUAAAAGAAGCCAGCAGCAGCAGGCAGGCGGUGGCUGCCAAGAGAACUAUUUAUACGCCCUGAGUCAGGCCUGGGUCCUGCAAGCACACAGCUCUCCAAGGGCAGAAGCCCCAGAGCCGCUGUCUCCGCUGCCAGCAGUCGAAGGCGCUGAAGGAGAGCCGUCUCUCGGAGGAAGCUCAUGUCAAGGUCCCUCCCCUCGUCUUCCUCCUCCAGGGCCUCCAGGUGGCGUUCCUUGGGGCUGGAUGCGGAGCUGAGAUGGAGGUGGGAAGGUGCCAAGAGCCAGGUCUCCUGCCAAGGUCCAGUGGCCUCCUGGGGCAGGAGGCCCUACAAAGAGCCGCCCUCAGAGUGCAGGGACAUGGUGGUCCAGAACGCCCUCUACACGGGGGACCUGGAUGGGGUGCAGAGGCACUUCUCAGAGCGCGCCGAGGUCAACCUGGUCAUCCACGCCAAGAGCCAAGAUCUGCGCUGGACCAGCCAGAAAUGGGGGCUUUGGUCGCUGACCUACGAGCAGGAGCUGACCACCCCGCUGCACAUCACGGCCAGCCGCGGCUACCUGGAGUGCCUGCGCCACUUGUUGCUCCGCGGGGCGGACGUGGACCUGGCGCCGGGCGGCCGGACUGCGCUGCACGAGGCGUGCGCGGCGGCCACGACGGACUGCGUGCGGCUCCUGCUCUCCUUCGGCGCUGACCCCCUGGCCGUCUCGGAAGGAGGGCUCCAGCCGCUUCACCUGUGCCGGAGCCCCGCCUCCCUCGAGUGCGCUCGGCUGCUGCUGUGCCACGGCGCGCGGGUGAACUGCGUCUCGGAGGAGGAGGAGGACACGCCGCUGCACCUGGCGGCGCGGCUGGGCCUGGCGGGCCACGUGCGCCUCUUCCUGAGCUACGGCGCCAGCCUGGAGGCGCGCAACGCGGAGGGGCAGACCCCGCUGAACGCCGCCUGCGCCCAGGCGCACCCUCCGGAGGCGCUGGGCGACUGCUACGAGGUGUGCCGGCAGCUGGUGGAGGCGGGCGCCAGCGUGGACGCCCCCGACGCGGACCGGCAGCGGCCGCUGCACCAGGCCUGCAAGGCCGCCAACCCCCGCGUGGUGGCGCUGCUCCUCGCCCGCGGCGCCAACGUCAACAUCAUGAGCUACAGCGGCAACACGGCGCUGCACAACAUCCUCCAGGUGGCCGCCUACAAGCUGGAGCACCGGCCCGAGCUGGUGGUGCGAGACCUGCUCAACCACGGCGCCGUCCGCGUCUGGCCCGGAGCCCUCCUCAAGGUCUUGCGCCACUGCUGCGCCUCCCCGCGCACUGUCGAGGCCCUCAUCAACUGUUACCCGCGCGUGCCCGUCACGGAGGAUUGGGCCGAGGCUGUGCCCGCCGAGCUGGUGCAGCAACACCCGCGCCUCUUCCAGUCGCUCUUCGCCCUGGGCCGGGGUCCGCGCGCCCUGCAGCACUUGGCGCGCUGCGCAAUCCGGAACCACCUCGAGGACCGCCUGACCCGCGCCCUGCCGGAGCUGCCCCUGCCGCCGGCCUUGCGCGACUUCGUGCUGCUCCGUUUCGAAGACGUCCUGUACUAGGCGGCGAGAGGGGCUGGCUGGCUCACUCCCGGAAGUCGAGAGGAGGGGGCAGGCGCAGUCCGAGGUGCGCAGCAGCUGAAGCCUCGGGGUGGGUCAGCGGGUGGGGCUGGAGUCCGCUCCCCCAGUGCAAAGGCUCCUUGCGGGUCCGUCCCGUCGAAGCGGGCAGCCCAGGCGACCGAGGCAACCGCCUGCAGCUGCUCCAGGCCACCGGCAGAGGGCGCUGGAGGCAGCGCAAUGCCCGAACUAAACUGCCGGGAAACUUUUCCAGAAGUGCAACUUGCCAGCGCCGUUUGGGGCUUAGGAACCGGGAGGCUUCUUGAGCCGCGGGCGGUGGCUUCGCUAAGGAGCGCUGCGUGGCCCCCUCGCGUGUAUUAAAUUGGC